Brachypodium distachyon (stiff brome) is the source of this 2040-nucleotide messenger RNA. Its product is annotated as cytokinin dehydrogenase 4. The record is from RefSeq and is a predicted model, not a curated record. The coding region runs from base 253 to 1824 and encodes 523 amino acids. Lineage: Eukaryota; Viridiplantae; Streptophyta; Magnoliopsida; Poales; Poaceae. Gene Ontology annotation, molecular function: cytokinin dehydrogenase activity; FAD binding. Gene Ontology annotation, biological process: cytokinin metabolic process. The transcript has 5 exons.
CCCACCCCUUCCCCUCCAUCUCCACCUUUGGCCCCUCUUUCUCCUCUGCUCCCAGUUGCACUCCCUCAAGAACUCACGCGCGCUAAGCUAGCUGUGGUAAUUAGAUUAUACUACUAGCUAGGUUGUUCUCUCUUGCAAGUUUCCGGCUUGCCAUCCGCCAACCUGCCGAACUAGGCGGACACUUGGGGGAUUGGGGUGGAUUUCUUGAGCUAUAAAAUUGGGGGAGCAAGCUAGCGAGCUACGCUACCAGCCAUGGUGAAGGCGUCGGUGGUGUGCUGCUUCAAGCUGCUGCUGCUGCUGGCCCUGGGCGGGGUGACCAUGCACGUGCCGGACGCGGACGUGCUCGCGCCGCUGGAGUCGCUGCAGCUCGACGGCCGACUCACCUUCCACGACGUGUCUGCCGUGGCCCGGGACUUCGGUAACCGGUGCAGCCUGCUGCCGGCAGCCGUGCUCCACCCGGGCUCCGUGUCCGACGUCGCCACCGCCGUCCGGCAUGUGUUCCAGCUGGGCGAGCGCUCGCCGCUCACCGUCGCGGCGCGCGGCCACGCGCACUCGCUCAUGGGCCAGUCGCAGGCCGCCGGGGGCAUCGUCGUGAAGAUGGAGUCCCUCGGCGGCGGGAUGCGGGUGGUGAGCAGCCGCGGCGUGUCACCUUACGUGGACGCACCCGGGGGAGAGCUCUGGAUCAACGUGCUGCAUGAGACGCUCAAGCACGGCCUGGCACCCAAGUCAUGGACCGACUACCUCCAUCUCACUGUCGGCGGCACCUUGUCGAAUGCCGGGGUCAGCGGCCAGGCGUUCCGGCAAGGACCGCAGGUCAGCAAUGUCAACCAACUGGAGAUUGUGACAGGAAGAGGAGAUGUCGUUACCUGCUCGCCCGAGGAGAACUCGGACCUCUUCUAUGGUGCUCUUGGUGGCCUGGGUCAGUUUGGGAUCAUCACCAGAGCCAGGAUUGCUCUUGAGCCUGCUCCAAGGAUGGUAAGGUGGAUUCGAGUUCUCUACUCGGACUUCACGAGCUUCACCGAGGACCAGGAGAUGAUGAUCUCAGCAGAGAAGACCUUCGACUACAUCGAAGGGUUCGUGAUCAUAAAUAGGACGGGCAUCCUGAACAACUGGAGGACAUCGUUCAAGCCGCAGGACCCAGUCCAGGCAAGCCAGUUCCAGUCGGACGGAAGAGUACUUUACUGCCUUGAGAUGACCAAGAACUUCAACCAUGACGAGGCUGACAGCAUGGAACAGGAAGUUGGAGUGCUCCUGUCUCGGCUAAGAUACAUACAGUCCACUCUUUUCCACACCGAUGUCACAUACCUGGAGUUCUUGGACAGGGUGCACUCCUCUGAGCUGAAGCUGAGAGCUCAGGGGCUCUGGGAAGUUCCACACCCGUGGCUGAAUCUUCUAAUUCCGAGAAGCACGAUCCACAAAUUCGCGAAGGAAGUCUUCGGCAAGAUCCUGAAAGACAGCAACAAUGGUCCCAUACUUCUUUACCCAGUGAACAAAUCAAAAUGGGACAACAGGACGUCAGUGGUCAUUCCAGAUGAAGAAAUUUUCUACCUUGUGGGGUUCCUGUCUUCAGCACCAUCGCUCUCGGGUCAUGGCAGCGUCGAACAUGCAGUGAACCUCAACAACCAAAUAGUAGACUUCUGUGAGAAGGCAGGUGUUGGGAUGAAGCAGUAUCUAGCCCCCUACACCACACAGCAGCAGUGGAAAGCCCACUUUGGAGCAAGGUGGGAGACAUUUGAACGGAGGAAACACAUGUACGAUCCCUUAGCCAUCCUAGCUCCCGGACAGAGAAUAUUUCCAAAGGCGUCACUACCUAUGUCUUCAUGACAGUAUCUGCUAUGUAAAGGCUUUUGUAGAGCAUAUGCUGUACAUAAAUGUAGGCAAAAAUAUCCCCCUUGUAAAGACAGGAUCUACAAAAAAAGGUAGCCUGAAGAACACUAGCAGUAGUGGGGGAUACCUCAAAGAAAGACUUAAAAAUAGAGCAGCCUGACCUUAACUCUGGGUGUAGGGGAUGCAACUUUGGAGACAAUCAUUGCAGGAUUA